CGAGUGCCAUGUCAUCGCGUUUGCUCUGGAUCCAUCAGAAUUAGAAACUAUUCUCGUUCUCUUUUAGAUCAGGAAGGUGGCCUAAAAGCAGUGCUAUCAGAACUCAGAACUGUCUCAGCCAGAUGGGCGGUGGUUGCUCCGCGACCUCUCUCAGAUUGAUGUCUUGAACCUGGCAAGAGAGCCUCAAACACCUUGACGUAACCUCAACUGGGCACUCCUUGACACGCGUAUUCAACGCGACGUCCCGUCCGCUUCAGAUCUGAACCGUGUCAGUGAUAUGUAAUCCGACCAAGACCACCUGGACACAAUGUCGACCAACACGGGCCCCGCCCUCGCCCACCGCACCGUGUCCAGCAUCCGCGCCGCCCGCGAAGUCUCCCCCAAUAGCCCCCACACACCCAUCCGGUCCCUAUCCUCGGGCCAGAUCAGCUCGCCCUCCAGUCUGCGCGCCGACGACGACGUCCUCGUCAUUGAGCUGGGAUGCCGACGCCUGCGCGUAGGCUUCGCGGGCGACCCAGUCCCAAAACGUAUUGUCUCGUUCGAAGGGAAGCAGGCCCGGCGCGCGGGCGACUUCCGGGCUUGGGAGGCUGGGUACGAGGAUGACUGGCGGAAGAGGGCGUCGGGGCAGGCUUGGGGAUGGGAACAACAGCUUUGGCAGUUGGAUGUGAGGGGCCAGGAUUUGGGCCUCGUGGGAGACAAGAUAGAGAGGGGGUUGAGGGAGGCGCUUGUGAAAUAUCUUCUGAUCGAUUCAAAGCCUAGGAAAAUGGUUCUUGUCUUGCCACCGGCGAUUCAGAUACCUAUCCUCUCUUCCGUCCUGGAUACCCUCUUCAACCGAUUUGGGACCCCCACCAUAUCCCUGGUAUCCUCUCCAGUUAUGACAGCGUUUGCCGCCGGCGUACGUUCAGCUCUGGUCGUUGAUAUUGGCUGGCACGAGACGGUGAUCACGGCAGUUUGCGAGUACCGGGAAGUGCAUACAUGGAGGACAAUCAGAGCAGGCAAGCUGCUCAUCGAAAAGACGAAAAACUUCCUUGUAGAAGCCAUUGAGGGACGACCAACACCAGAAGGCGAAGAUGAACAAGCCCCAGACGAUGUCGUCCGUUUUGAGGAGUGCGAAGAGGUGGCCACUCGAAUACUUUGGUGUAAGAAAGCCCACAAUCCCCCCUCUCAAGAAUUUCCCGAAGGCCUGCCCACCCUCCACGAACAAGACGAAUCCGAGCCCGUAGAUCCCGCCGAGGACACAACUCCGACCCGCAUACACCUCACCUCAUGCAACCCCCCCAGAACACUCCUGAUCCCCUUCUCGCGCCUAUCCGAGCCCUGUGAAACAACCUUCUUCGAAACCCGCUACUCCCCGGCAUGUUUCGACGACCACGAGUUCCCUCUGCACCUCCUCGUCUACCGUAGCCUCCUGCAACUGCCCCUAGACGUCCGAGCCAUGUGCAUGUCGCGUGUCAUCUUCACGGGCGGCUGUUCCGCCAUCCCCGGUCUCAAAGGCCGGAUCUUCGAUGAGGUGUCCCUGCUCGCGCAGGAACGAGGUUGGGAUCCUAUCCGGGGAAAGGGCGUUGAGGCGUAUAAGAAGAACCCUAAACUUCAACGUACCAAUACACCCCCGAAGCAAGUCAACACCGACGGUUCUUCGACUUCUAUCCCGGUCGUGGCGCAACAACAACAGCAGCAAACUCCCACCAUCACCGAAACCACCCCAGCAGGCGGCACCACCAUAUCCGACACAUCUUCUCCCCCUCCCACCGCAGUCAUCAACCCCGCCGACGUCCCCCGGCAACCCGACCAAGUAGAGGACCACAUCCGUCAAGAAAAAGGCUACAAGCCGCCCAUACGGGGCAUUCUAAGAGCAAUCGACUCAAUGGGUCCGUGGUGCGGAGCGAGCCUAGCGUCGCAGCUCAAAAUUCCGGCUUUGGCAGUAGUGGAAAAGGACUUAUGGGCGCAGCAGGGAGUUAAUGGUGCGAGCAAGCCGAGCGAGAUUGACGUACAGGCUAUACAGAAGUCGCAGAGGCAGUCAAUGGGGGCGGGCGGGUUGAUGAGGGGGAGUCAGAUGAGUAGUUGGACUCUGGGGGUUUGGAGUACUGUGUAG
Molecule: messenger RNA, 2092 nt
Organism: Pseudomassariella vexata
Lineage: Eukaryota; Fungi; Ascomycota; Sordariomycetes; Amphisphaeriales; Pseudomassariaceae
Product: actin-related protein RO7
Exons: 2
Coding region: 308-2092 (594 amino acids)
Biological process (GO): microtubule-based movement
Source: RefSeq, a predicted model, not a curated record